AAUACACCGCGACGUAACCGCGAGAUGUCGCUGCAUCUGCAUGCUUUGCACAGAACGUUAGCAGACGUAGCCAUGGAAAGUAUCACCGAAAUCGAUGGAGCUAUCAUGGAAGGGGGAGGGCAGAUCCUCAGGAUGGCCACCUCGCUUGGCGCUCUUUUGGGGAAGCCCGUCCGCGUCCGAAACAUCCGGGCGGGAAGGAGCACGCCCGGUCUUAGACCUCAACACUUAACUGGCCUUCAGUUGAUAAGAGAUAUAUGCGGAGGGAGAUUAGAAGGGGGACAGAUCGGGUCGACGGUAAUUACCUUUUAUCCGGCGCCGAUUAAGUCCGGAAGAUUUAUAGCCGAUACGGGAACUGCAGGGAGUGUAAUGCUACUCUUCCAAACAGCACUUCCGUGCAUGUUAUACGCCGGCGGUCCCUGUCAGAUGCUUCUGAAAGGCGGCACCAAUGCCGAAAUGGCUCCGCAGAUAGAUUAUACCUUAAUGGUGUUCCGUCCCAUAGCGGAAAAGUUCGGCAUCAAAUUCGAAUGUGACAUCCGCAAGAGAGGAUAUUAUCCAAAAGGCGGAGGAGAGGUCUUCGUACGUACUAAUCCCAUUGCGGACACUCUGCUUCCCAUAGAAAUGGUAGAGUGUGGACAAAUUACUCAAAUAACAGGAAGAUCGUUUGUGGCGGGAGUGCUUCCCAUUAAGGUAGCUAAUUCGAUGGCCGAUGCCGCCUGUAAGUCGUUAAAACAGACAUUUCCAAGAAUUAACGUUAAAGUGGAUCGAGUCAAAGAACCCCAGGAGAAAGCCAUAGGUACGGGUUCAGGGAUCAUCCUGGUGGCAGAGACGUCGAACAAUUACAAAUUAGGAAGUUCCGCACUAGGAAAGAGAGGAGUACCCGCAGAACAAGUUGGAGAAGCUGCGGCAACGGAUCUAAUCCGAAACAUUAACGAGGGAGGCUGCGUGGACAGUCACUUACAAGACCAGUUGAUAUUGCUGAUGACGUUGGCUAAAGGAAAGUCCAAGAUACGAUGCGGCAAACUAACGCUACAUACGGAAACCGCAAUUCACGUCGCAGAGCUCUUAACCAGUGCCAAAUUUUCCAUAAUCCCAGACGAAGGAAAAGAAAGCUGCGUGAUUGAGUGCCAAGGAAUUGGCCUACAGAAAAAAUCAUAGUCGAAACUAUAUAUAUUUUUUUCUUCCAUUUUGAAUUGUAGUUGUAAAUAAAUUCAAUUGUACUGUACAUUACAACUUCUCAAAAUAAAAAUGCAAC
Molecule: messenger RNA, 1252 nt
Organism: Centruroides sculpturatus (bark scorpion)
Lineage: Eukaryota; Metazoa; Arthropoda; Arachnida; Scorpiones; Buthidae
Gene: Rtca
Product: RNA 3'-terminal phosphate cyclase-like
Exons: 11
Coding region: 25-1155 (376 amino acids)
Biological process (GO): RNA processing
Cellular component (GO): nucleus
Molecular function (GO): RNA-3'-phosphate cyclase activity
Source: RefSeq, a predicted model, not a curated record